AUGGACACGUCCCCUUUGCAAGGUAUAUGGGGCCCUGUAACCUCGACCUUGGAUUGGUGUGAGGCCAAUUACCAGUUCUCGCCUUAUGUCGCUGAAGUUGCGAACACGUUCUCCAACUUGUUCACAAUUGGCAUUGCCCUCUAUGGCGCUCACCUCGUCUCCAAAGAAUCGCUCCCUUCGCGUUACCUUGUUGGCUUUGCUGGUGUUGCUCUUGUUGGCAUAGGCAGUUUCGCAUUCCAUGCGACUUUGCUGUAUCAAGCGCAGCUUGCGGACGAGUUGCCAAUGAUCUAUAUCUCCAGCUAUAACAUUUUUAUCCUGUUUGAAACCAAACGGGGAUUUACCCUCCAGUCAACCUCCAGUCAAAUCGCUUUGCUGGCAGCACUUCUCUUCGACAUUGCAUUUACACUGAGCUACUUUGCCUAUAGAAACCCAGUUUAUCACCAAAUAGUGUUUGCCUCCUUACUAUUUAUCGCGACUUAUAGGACGACAUACCUCCUUAGAUGGUCCGAGACUUCCAAAACAAUACCGAACAAGAAAAAAACCAUGUGCAAGCAACUUUAUUACACUGGAGCUGCCCUCUUUGCUUUCGGCUUUCUCAUCUGGAAUGUUGACAACAUCUUCUGCGACGCUCUUACACACUGGAAGAAAUCCCUUGGCUGGCCGGUCGCGUUCUUACUUGAAGGUCAUUCAUGGUGGCAUGCUUACACAGCAGCUGGGGCUUACUUCAUGCACACUGGAACAAUAUGUACGACUCUUUGUAUCAAGGACGACCAUCACAAAUACAGAGUCAAAUAUCAACUUGGCUUACCGCAUGUCCAACGCGUGCAUAAGACAAAACUGAACUAA
Messenger RNA from Heterobasidion irregulare TC 32-1, 846 nucleotides. RefSeq lists its product as uncharacterized. The coding region runs from base 1 to 846 and encodes 281 amino acids. NCBI's taxonomy places the organism in Eukaryota, Fungi, Basidiomycota, Agaricomycetes, Russulales, Bondarzewiaceae. Gene Ontology annotation, cellular component: endoplasmic reticulum membrane. Gene Ontology annotation, biological process: ceramide catabolic process; ceramide biosynthetic process. The transcript has 7 exons. The record is from RefSeq and is a predicted model, not a curated record.